AUGAGGGGAAUCAUACUUGCACUAGCGCUCACCCUCGUAGGUAGCCAGAAGUUUGACAUUGACCCUGGAUUCAGUAGCAGAAAGAGCCACUUGUACAGCUAUGAAGGCUGGGUGCUGAAUGGGCUUCAAGAAAGAAGUUUAGCCAAAGUCGGCGUGCGCUUGAGCGGCAAACUAGAGAUCAGUGGGCUGUCAGAGAACGCUUACCUCCUCAAGAUCCGCUCUCCACAAUUCGAGGAAUACAAUGGCAUCUGGCCCAGGGACCCAUUUACUCGAUCUUCCAAAAUCACCCAAAUGGUUUCUUCAUGUUUUACUCGGCCCUUCAAGUUUGAAUACGAUAGUGGACGGAUUGGAAACAUUUAUGGCCCAGAAGACUGCCCCAAUAUGUGUAUUAACAUAGUGAGAGGAAUAGUGAACAUGAUGCAGAUAACCAUUAAAAAAUCACAGAAUGUGUAUGAAUUGCAAGAGGCUGGAAUUGGAGGUGUCUGCCAUACAAGGUACGUCAUCCAGGAAGACAGGAAGAACAACCGAGUCUCCGUUACCAAAACCGUAGACCAAAAUAAUUGCCAGGAAAAGGUGAUGAAGAGUGUUGGAAUGGCUUACAUCUAUCCUUGUCCUGUAGACAUGAUGAAGGGAAGGCUCAUAAAAGGAACUGCAGCUUUCUCCUACAAACUGAAGCAGUCAGACAGCGGUACCCUGAUCACAGAAGUGGUGUCGCAGCAGGUGUAUCAGAUCUCACCACUCAGUGAACCUACCGGUGUUGCUGUCAUGGAAGCAAGACAACAGCUCACCUUGCUUGAAGUGAGGAGCGAACGGGGGAGCGCCCCAGACAUUUCCAUGCAGAGCUACGGAAGCCUUCGUUACCACUUCCCGUCAGUAUUACCACAGAUGCCACUGCAGCUAAUCAAGACAAAAAAUCCGGAGCAACGGAUAGUGGAAACACUGCAACACAUAGUCCUGAAUAACCAACAAGAUUUCCACGACGAUGUUCCGUACAGAUUCUUGGAGCUCGUCCAGCUCUGCCGGAUAGCAAGCGCUGAUACUCUUGAAUCCAUCUGGAGGCAAUUUUCAGAUAAACCCCGCUACAGGCGAUGGCUGCUGAGUGCAGUUUCUGCAACAGGCACCACAGAAGCACUCAAAUUCAUUAAGACCAGAAUUCGCAAUGAUGACCUUAACUACCUUCAAACUCUUCUAAGUGUUUCUUUUGCUCUCCAUUUAAUGAAAGCUGAUGAACAUACUGUUCCAGUAGCAGCAGAUUUAAUGACCAGUUCUCGAAUCCAGAAAAAUCCCAUGCUUCAGCAAGUUGCCUGCUUGGGAUACAGUUCUGUGGUCAAUAGAUACUGUUCUCAGACCUCAGUUUGUCCUAAAGAAGCUCUUCAGCCCAUCCAUGACCUGGCAGAUGACGCGAUCAGCAGGGGCCGUGAAGACAAAAUGAAAUUAGCCCUGAAGUGCAUUGGUAAUAUGGGAGAACCAGCUAGCAUCAAGCGCAUCCUGAAGUUCCUUCCCAUAUCUUCAUCCAGUGCUUCUGAUAUCCCCAUCCACAUUCAGAUUGAUGCCAUAAUGGCCUUGAGAAAAAUAGCUUGGAAGGACCCCAAAACAGUGCAGGGAUAUCUCAUCCAGAUCCUUGUAGACCAGUCACUUCCCCCUGAAGUGCGAAUGAUGGCUUGUGCUAUUAUCUUUGAGACAAGGCCUGCCCUUCCCUUAAUAACAACAAUAGCUAAUGCGGCAAUGAAGGAGAGCAAUUUGCAAGUGGCCAGUUUUGUCUAUUCCCACAUGAAGGCUUUGUCGAAGAGCAGAUUGCCAUACACGUACAACAUAUCUUCGGCUUGCAAUAUCGUCCUUAAGCUGCUGGCCCCCAAAUUGGACAGGCUGAGCUAUCGGUAUAGCAAGGCCAUGCAUAUUGGUGGUUACUUUGAUAACUAUAAAGUUGGUGCUGCUGCAGAUGUCUUUGUUAUGAACAACCCUGGAACAAUGUUCCCAUCAGCCAUAAUUUCCAAGCUGAUGGCAUAUUCUGCAGGGUCAGUGGCUGAUUUGGUGGAGGUUGGUGUCCGCGUGGAAGGCCUCACAGACGUCAUCAUGAAACGAAAUAUACCGUUUGCUGAAUAUCCCACAUACAAAAAGAUAAAGGAGAUUGGAAAAGCUCUGCUGGGAUGGAAGGAGCUGCCAACAGAAACCCCCUUGAUAUCAGCCUACUUGAAACUAUUUGGCCAAGAGCUGGCCUAUGUCAACAUCAAUAAGGAAGUCCUCCAACAGGCUAUGAAGACUGUGCUAGAACCUGCUGAUAGGAACACAGUGAUGAAAAGAAUCGUCAGCCAAAUGCGCAAUGGCAUAGCAGGACAAUGGACACAGCCGGUGUGGCUGGGAGAGCUGCGAUACAUCGUUCCUACCUGCACUGGUCUGCCGCUGGAGUACGGGUCAUACACUACUGCUCUGGCUCGUGUGGCACUCAACGUUGAUGGAAAGAUGACCCCCCCUUUAACUGGAGAUUUUAGACCUUCUCAGUUUCUUGAAUCCACCAUGCAGAUUCGGUCUGACAUAAACCCGAGCUUAUACGUACAUACAGUUGCAACAAUGGGUGUCAACACAGAAUAUUUUCAACACGCUGUUGAAAUUCAAGGCAAGGUCCUGACAAGAGUGCCAAUGAAGUUUGAUGCCAAGAUAGACAUGAAACUGAAAAAUAUUAAGAUUGAAACAAAUCCAUGCCAUGAGGAAACUGAGAUAGUGGUUGGAAGACAUAAGGCUUUUGCUGUAUCAAGAAAUAUAGGAGAACUAGGUGUUGAAAAGAGGACCUCGAUUCUCCCAGAAGAUGCUUCAUCAGGUAUUGUGGAAGAAUCUUUCAAACCAUCAGAGAGAGCUUCCCGUGAAGGUUUCACAAUGCAAGGAGCUGACAGCAUGCCAAGGAAACAUGCCUAUAGCUCUCAAGAGGAUUUUCGCCACGGCACAGGAAGAAAAACUCAUAAACGAGACAUUUGCGUCAAACUGCGUCAUCUUGGUUGUCAGCUCUGCUUUUCCAGAAGGUCACGAGAUGCCAGUUUCCUAAAAAAUACGUAUUUGCACAGAUUAAUUGGAGAACAUGAAGCUAAAAUAGUCUUGAUGCCAGUUCAUACAGAUGCUGAUAUAGACAAAAUUCAGCUGGAGAUUCAGGCAGGAUCCAGAGCAGCUUCCAAAAUAAUUCAUGCGGUAAACUCGGAGUCUGAGGAAGAGGAUGAAUCAUCUCCGUAUGAGGACAUUCAAGCUAAACUGAAAAAGAUUCUAGGCAUUGAAAAUGUGUUCAAGGUUGCAAAUAAAACACGACACCAGAAGAAGCAACCUUCUAAGAAAGGAAACACUAUGCUAACAGAGCUUGGGACAGACCCCAGUGCAAAAAAUCCCUCCAGCUCAUCUUCUGCCUCCUCAACUGUCUCCUCCUCUUCUUCCUCAUCAUCUGCUGCUUCUCCUGAUCGUAAAAAGACCAUGGAUGAAGAUAAGAAUGAUCAAGUAAAGCAAGCGAGAAACAAAGAUGCAAGCAGCAAGAGCAGCAGCAGCAGCAAGAGCAGCAGCAGCAGCAAGAGCAGCAGCAGCAAGGGCAGCAGCAGCCGAAAAAAAAGCAGCAGCAGAAGCAGCAGUAGCAGCAGUAGUAGUAGUAAGAGCAGUAGCAGCAGCAGCAGGAGCUCAUUGAGUCACCAUAGCCACGGGCAUCAUACAGGACAUCUGGAAGGUGGCGGCAGCAGCAGAUAUUCCAAAAUAUGGGGAGAUCAUGAGAUUUAUCAGUAUCGCUUUAGAUCAGCGCAUAGACAAGAGUUCCCAAAAAGGAAACUCCCAGCUGACCAACUUAGCAGCACGUACUCCUCUACCAGAUCCAGUCGUGCCUCAUCGCGAGCUGCUUCCUGGCCUAAUUUUUUGGGAGAUGUUAAAACACCAAUAUUAGCUGUUUUUCUUCAUGGCAUUCAUAACGAUAAGAAGAUAGGAGGCCUCCAGCUCGUGGUAUAUGCUGAUAUUGACUCCAUCAAGCCCCGGAUGCAGGUAUUUGUGUCAAACCUCACAGAUUCAACCAAGUGGAAGCUCUGUGCUGAUGCUUCAGUCCUCAAUGCUCACAAGGCAGCGGCUUACCUGAAAUGGGGCCAGAAUUGCCAGGACUACAAGAUUUCGACUGAGCUGGUAACUGGGCGGUUUGCUGACCACCCUGCUGUACAAGUGAAACUGGAGUGGCCUAAAGUUCCUUCAAGUGUCAGAUCUGUAGCAGAAUGGUUUUACAAGUUUGUCCCUGGGGCUGCGUUUAUGCUGGGGUUCUCUGAAAAAACAGACAAGAAUCCUUCUCGACAAGCCAGGGUGAUCGUGGCUCUAACUUCUCCAAGGACAUGUGAUGUUGUUAUCAAGCUUCCUGACAUGAUCCUCUAUGAAAAAGCCAUGAGGCUUCCCCUGUCACUCCCUGUAGGUCCAAGGAUACCAGCUUCAGAGCUGCAGCCUCCCAUCUGGAAUGUCUUUGCUGAAGCCCCCUCUGCAGUGCUCGAGAAUUUGAAAGCUCACUGCUCAGUUUCCCACAACAAGAUCACAACCUUUAACGAAGUUCAGUUUAACUACUCAAUGCCAGCAAACUGCUACCACAUCUUGGCUCAGGACUGCAGCUCUGACCUUAAGUUCCUGGUGAUGAUGAGGAAUGCUGAAGAAGCUAUGAACCUGAAAGCAAUCAACAUCAAGCUUGGCAGUCAUGAAAUCGAUAUGCAUCCUGCGAACGGACAGGUGAAACUGCUGAUAGAUGGGGUUGAAAGCCCCAGGAGGAAUGUUUCAUACAUAUCUGCUGGUGCUUCUCUGUGGAUCCACAGUGAAAAGCAAGGGCUUGUACUUGUUGCCCCAGCCUAUGGCAUUGAUAAAUUGUACUUUGAUGGAUACGCAUUUAGGAUUCAAGUUGCUUUAUGGAUGGCAGGGAAAAUGUGUGGAAUAUGUGGAAAAUAUGAUGCAGAAUGUGAACAGGAAUAUCGGAUGCCCAAUGGAUAUCUAGCUAAAGAUGCAGUGAGCUUUGGGCAUUCUUGGAUUUUGGAAGAAAAGCCUUGUACAGGAGCCUGCAAAUUGCGACGCUCAUUUGUGAAGCUUGAGAAGACAGUUCAGCUUGCGGGUGUGGAGUCCAAGUGCUAUUCUACAGAGCCUGUGCUGCGCUGUAUGAAAGGAUGCUCCGCCACCAAGACUACUCCAGUCACUGUUGGUUUCCACUGUCUCCCAGCUGAUUCAGCUACCAGCCUGACGGACAAACAGACAAAGUUCGACCAGAAGUCAGAGGAUAUGCAGGACACUGUUGAUGCACACAUAGCGUGUUCUUGUGAGAACGAAGACUGCAGUGCAUGAAGCUGUACAUUGCAGUACAGGAAAAAACAGAAGCACUUUAAUGUUUUUAUUGUGUGGUGUAAGACGACUCAUCUUAAGGAAUAAUAACGAUACUAAAUUAAGUGUUUAAAGACUUGUGGAAUCUUCCCAACUAAUUUAAAGUAUUAAACUUCAUUAUUGUAGAAACUGUUAUGAUUGCCCAUAAAUAUCUGAUUUCGUAAUAAAUCCAUGCAUGGAAAAA
This is a messenger RNA of Fulmarus glacialis (Northern fulmar), 5536 nucleotides long. Its product is annotated as vitellogenin-2-like. Gene Ontology annotation, molecular function: lipid carrier activity. Gene Ontology annotation, biological process: lipid transport. NCBI's taxonomy places the organism in Eukaryota, Metazoa, Chordata, Aves, Procellariiformes, Procellariidae. The record is from RefSeq and is a predicted model, not a curated record.